Ostertagia ostertagi is the source of this 1299-nucleotide messenger RNA. NCBI's taxonomy places the organism in Eukaryota, Metazoa, Nematoda, Chromadorea, Rhabditida, Trichostrongylidae. The record is from the annotation of a GenBank genome assembly.
AUGUUCAGAGUUUCCGUCGCAAGAAUGGCGCUUCGAGUUGACUAUGAAGGUAGCAAUGACGUUGGAGUAUUUUGUACUUUGACCAACAGUUACUGUCUUGUUGGAAUAGGUGGAACUCAAAAUUUCUACAGCACAGUAGAGGCAGAGCUUUCAGAAAUCAUUCCAGUUGUGCAUACAUCAAUUUCUUCCACUCGUAUUGUUGGUCGAGUAACCGUAGGAAAUCGACAUGGUUUGCUUGUGCCUAACGGUACAACAGAUCAAGAGCUGCAACAUUUGAGAAAUUCUUUACCUGACGAGGUCAAAAUUCGGCGAGUUGAUGAACGCCUCUCCGCUCUAGGAAACGUGAUAGCUUGCAAUGACCAUGUUGCCAUUGUGCAUGCCGAAAUAAGUCAGGAAACAGAAGAGGCACUCGUCGAUACUCUUAAAACUGAGGUGUUUCGUGUGAGCCUCGGUCAGAACGCCCUUGUAGGAUCAUAUUGCGCCCUAUCAUCGCAAGGAUGCUUGGUAGCGGCUCGUACGCCUCCAGAAACUCAAAGAGAACUUGCUGCUUUGUUGCAAGUUCCGGUAGUUGCUGGCACAGUCAACCGUGGCUCGGAAUUGAUCGGAGCCGGCAUUUGUGUGAACGACUGGGUUGCCUUUUGCGUCCUGUGCUGUCGUCUUACUGCCUUGAGCCUAUUCCUUUCAAUCAUGACGAACAUUCAUCUGGAAAUCGACGAUCUGACUAGAGUUUUGAGCACAUAUGCUGGAAGAGAUAAAGCUGUACGAUCUCUAUACUUCCUUCUUACUCUGAAAGCCCACUCGUCUAGCAGAAAGGAUGAGAUACUGGCUCUCGCUAAGCAGUGUUCUGCUGCUCGUCUGGUUUUGCGGCAAUUCAAUCACCCUUCUAUGAUCAAGUCUCUUCGGCAGAUUUUGACUUCCCGACCGUCUGAUUCGAUUGACUAUGCUUGUUCGGCCACCGUGACAGGUGCAUACACAGUAUAUGGAAUUGUCGAACUUUUGGCUUGGCUAUCCGAUGCCAAAUUGGUAGCCAUGGACUCUGCGCGAUUGUGGAGGUUGUGCUUGUAUCUCUGGAUCACUGCUCUCAUAGCUGGAAUCAUACGACAGAUUCGAUCGAUUUCCAAGAAAGGUAUUGAGAAAUCAAAAGAAGAUUUGCUCACUCUAGUAGCUCUUUCUAGUGAUUUCAUAGCUGCAAUUCAUUCUCUUCCUCAUAAGAUUUUGUGGUCUGGUAAGCUUACGCCCACUCAAAGUGCCACAUUCUCACUUAUUGCCUCCCUUAUUGGAUUUUAUAAGAUAUUCUGA